AUGGCCGUCGACGGUGUGGAUCCAAAGCCACUGGGCUCUUAUCCUUCAAGCGGCAUAGAUGUGCUUGUCGUCGGCACUGGACUGGCUGGCUUGACUGCGGCGGUGGAAUGCAUCAGGAAGGGCCACAAAGUGCGCGUACUAGAACGAUAUGCAACAAUCAAUACCCAGGGCGAUAUGUACUUCAUGGGCCUGAGCGCCACACGCUUCUUCAAGCACUGGCCUGAGAUGAAAGCAGAGUACGACUCUAUUGGACUCCACAAUGCCUGGAUCGAGACCUUCAAGCACAGCGGCGAGCAGAUGAUUCCCCCUCUUUCUGUUGCCGAACGUCUGCGGGAUGCCGGCCUGGACCCAAACACUCCUCCCGGCACCUUCCAGAUGCGACCUUUGAUCUAUCAGAUGUUCGUCAGGCAAGUCGAGAAGCUAGGUGUGGACAUUGAGUUCAACAGGCGAGUGGUGGACUAUUUCGAGCAUGAAGCGACUGGCAAGGGCGGCUGUAUCACCGAUGAUGGCAAGCGAUACGAGGCAGAUGUGGUGAUCGCGGCAGAUGGAGUGGGAUCGAAGUCGCAGAAGCUCGUUGGCGGACAGGUUCGCGCAAGGUCAUCAGGUCGUGCUAUGUGGCGCGCCGCGUUUCCAAUCGAGCACCUCGAUAAGGAUCCGGAGGUGAAGGAGUUCUUCAAGAUGGUUGGACCUGAAGGCGACAACCCAGUCGUCCGAACGUUCCUCGGUCCUGGCACCUAUGCUCUUACGUUGACACGUGCCGAGACUCAGAUCUGGAUCAUGAACCACAAUGCUACCAACUCGUCCGCAGAGAAUUGGAACAACAAGAUCGACUCCCAGGAAGUCCUCGACCAGAUGGAUGAAGGCGUUGGCUCGAAGCCAUGGGCACCGAUCUUCAAGAAGCUUGUGAAGUGUACACCACCCAAGACAAUCGUCAAUUUCGAGCUUCUGUGGCGCGACCCACAGCCCAGCUGGACUUCUCCAAAUGCCCGCGUGAUCCAGAUCGGCGACGCAGCACACUCCUACCUCCCUGCCUCAAGCAAUGGCGCAACUCAAGCCAUCGAGGACGCCGUAUCACUGGCAUCAUGCCUCCAGAUCGCCGGCAAAGACAACGUCGCCGAAGCCGUCCGCUCGCAUAUCCGCUUCAGAUUCAUUCGAACCUCGUGCGCACAGAAGCUUGGUUUCUCCAACGCAGAGCUGCUGCAGGAGACCGAUUGGGAUAAGGUGAAGCUGGACCCUCGUCGUGCUCAGCCAAAGCUGCCGAAAUGGGUGUGGUGCCACGAUCCGGAAAAGUACACGUACGAAAACUACCACCGGAAUGUCGAAAACAUGAAGGCUGGAAUCAAAUUUGACGAUUCGGAUGUCCCACCCAACUUCCCACCCGGAUACAAGUACGAGCCCUGGACGAUAGACUGGAUCAUGGACUGUAUGUACAAGGGCGUAGCUGUCGAUCUCGGACCAGGUCAAUGGGAGUAA
Fulvia fulva is the source of this 1473-nucleotide messenger RNA. RefSeq names its product FAD-dependent monooxygenase fsr3. The transcript has a single exon. NCBI's taxonomy places the organism in Eukaryota, Fungi, Ascomycota, Dothideomycetes, Mycosphaerellales, Mycosphaerellaceae. Gene Ontology annotation, molecular function: FAD binding; monooxygenase activity. Gene Ontology annotation, biological process: secondary metabolite biosynthetic process. The record is from RefSeq and is a predicted model, not a curated record. Bases 1 to 1473 code for a protein of 490 amino acids.